AUGUCUAAAAGAAAGAAUGAUUGGAACACUUAUGAAUCUGAUAGGUUCUUUUCUGAAGGUUCAUCUUGGGGUACACAAUACGAUUACAAUAAUAAAUACCCAAACUACAAAAAUGAGGAUCUUACUACAUCUGCAAACAAUACACAAGACUUAGUGAAUAAGAAUAAUUUAUAUAGAAAUCCCGACAGACUCAGAGGAAACCAACAAAAAACUUGGGGGUAUCAGAAUGAAUCAAAAUACCCAAAUAAUUGGACAGAUCAAUAUUGGCUUAAACAAAAUGACAUUCCUACAUCGACACAGACGUCUCAAAGUGAGCAGUUAAAUUUUAAAAAACCUAAAAACAAUAUAGAAAAAUCUUUAAACAAAAUGCUUGCACAACCAGCAGAAAUGAGUAAAGGUAAAAGUUUAUUAGAAAAAAUGGGUUGGAAAGGUGGUGGUCUUGGUAAAGAUGGAGAUGGGAUAGUUGAUCCUAUAGUACCUAAGGCUACAUAUGCAACACAGACUAUAGGUCUGGGACUUCUGGCAGAAAACGAAAAUGAUCGUAAUCAAAAUGGCCGUGGGAAAAAUAAAGAAAGAAAUAAAAUAAAAAAACUAAAAAAACAAGCAAGAGAGGAGCGAGAGUUCGAACAGAACGAACUUCAAUUCAACUAUUAUUUCAAGACGAAUGUACUGUUGCAAAUAUUAGAAUUUGUUAAAAAUAACUCCAAAAUAGUACUUCGGUUUGAGGAGAAAUUGACCAGAUUAGAAAGGAAAAAAAUACACCAUCUUGUUGAAAAUGUGCGAGAGUGUGAAGAUCCUGAGUUUUUGGAUUUUGAUAAAGACAGUGAGAAAGAAAUAGCUGGACAGAUAAUGCUUCAUAAUAAUUAUAUAUUGAAUACAGAGAGUGAUGGGAAAGGAGCUAAACGGCUACUAUGCAUAUAUAAAGAAGCUCCCGAAAACGUAUAUUUAAUAACUCCAGACGAUUUGCGAGAAGAUUAUGAAGAAAACAAAACUGAUAUAAAAAAUGAGAGCACGAAACUUAACUGUAAUAUUAAAGAUAACGCCACAUCCAAUGAAAAGAAAAAUACAAAAGAUGAAGAAAAUAAAUUGGAAAUAAAUGAUAUUCAAAUGAAACCUGUUGAUAAUUCCGAAAAAGAUUCAUGCGAUAUAAGUAAAUCAGAAAAUGGAGGAAUUGAUUUCAAACUAAAAAUAGUUUCUGACUUAGAUAUAAAUAAUGAAAUCGAUAUUGAUACAAAUAAUAAACAUAAAGAUAGAAAAGAGAUGGGGAGAGAAGAAAGAAGAGAAGAAGAAGAUAACGAAAAUUCCAAAAUUAAAGGCAAAAAGUGCAAAGAAAAAGAAAGCAGCUUAAAGAAGAUAAUUGAUUAUUUCAAGGAAUUCGUAGAUGACUCGAUUUAUAAAGAAUUCAGGUUUCUCGGAGACUUUAAUAAUGAUGAAAAUGAUUCGAUAAAAUUGUUUUUUGAUAUCUGUCUGAAAAAGCCUUUUGAGUGUGAAGAAGAAAGUGAAUUGGUGAAGAUUUUAAGCCAUGAAGUUCACACAUUUAAUAUUGAAGAAGAUCCCAAUGGAAAUUUAUUAAUCAUCAAAUUACAAAAUCAUGAGUUGCCAAAG
Brenthis ino (lesser marbled fritillary) is the source of this 1605-nucleotide messenger RNA. The record is from the annotation of a GenBank genome assembly. NCBI's taxonomy places the organism in Eukaryota, Metazoa, Arthropoda, Insecta, Lepidoptera, Nymphalidae.